This is a messenger RNA of Ochlerotatus camptorhynchus, 823 nucleotides long. RefSeq names its product Dynactin 5, p25 subunit (gene DCTN5-p25). Gene Ontology annotation, cellular component: dynactin complex. Bases 64 to 627 code for a protein of 187 amino acids. The transcript has 2 exons. The record is from RefSeq and is a predicted model, not a curated record. Lineage: Eukaryota; Metazoa; Arthropoda; Insecta; Diptera; Culicidae.
UCGACAUCGGUUGACUAAGAAAAAAGUAGUGUCUUCCGGCCUUUUUCGUUCAACUGAAUCAGCAUGGACGUUUUGGAUACAUACUACAAUAAGGAAGAAUAUGUCGAGACGGCUUCCGGUAACAAAGUCAGUCGGCAAACCAUUCUUUGUGGUUCGCAAAACAUUGUUCUCCAUGGGAAAGUGAUUGUCCAGAGUGGAGCCAUCAUUCGGGGAGAUUUGGCUGCCGUACGAACUGGUCGGUACUGUGUAAUCUCGAAAGGAUCGGUAGUGCGACCACCGUACAAACAAUUCAGUAAAGGUGUGGCAUUUUUCCCGCUGCAAAUUGGGGACCACGUCUUUAUUGGGGAAGGAGCGAUUGUAUCUGCUGCUUCCAUCGGAUCCUACGUCUAUAUAGGCAAGAAUGCUGUUGUAGGACGGCGCUGCGUUCUAAAGGACAAUUGUGUUAUCGAAGAUGGAGCUAUCCUGCCUCCGGAGACAACAGUUGCCAGCUAUAUGAGAUAUACUGUCGACGGGAAGAUAGAGGGUGGCCAAGGUAAUCCGGACUUUGUUCCACAUGCAAUGCAGGACCUUAUGGUGGAAUAUACGAAAUCUUACUACGAACAUUUCAUCCCAGCUAGUGGAGCUUGACGGAUGAAAUAAUUAUCCGGGAACAAAGGAUUUACCUUACAUAUACAUCCCUUAUUUAUGAAAACAUUUAUUAAUAAUAUAUAAUUAUGAAUUACCAUUUCACAUCGCCAUUAUUCUGAUAGUUGUAUGACUUUAUUUGAUUUGCCACACGACUAGCAGAAUAGGGAGGAUUGCUGAAAUUUCUUUUUGAUGAAAA